CGAGCUUCAGUGCGAUCUAGAUAGAGUUCGCUGAGUGAGACGGAGAGGUGCACGAACAGGUGUCGGGUCGGUCGGUCGACGGUCGGUCAGCUUUUUUAAUACCGUGUCAGGUGAAUCAUCCACUGGUCCGCUGCAGUUUUUUCUUCGUUAUUUAUUCACGAGUCGAGGGCAGCAACCCCUUAAAUUUCUGCAUCCCUCCUCGCCUUUCUUCGCUUCGCAAGCAGCUAGAGGGAGAACGCGCCACAAAAUCCUCUCGGCGCUCGCCGUGCGUAUUCACCGCUCUCGCGGAGGCAAACGCUCGCUCGCUCUCCCAAUGCGAAGGUGCAAUUAAACUGAAUGCAUGGGUUCACGCCAGGAGAAUUUUCAACUCUGACAGAUCACCUUUCUUGCUCAGGAAUGACUCAUGACAAUUGUGUUGCGACCGAAACGUAGACAAUAUGAGGUGCUUUGUUUGGAAAAAGUCGCAGAGCUUCCUCUGCAAAAUCGUUCUCCUCGACGAGCAAGAGCUGAUUCAGGAAAUUAAUGACUCGACCUCGGGCCAAGAACUUUUAGACACGGUCUUUCGGCAUCUGAAUCUUUUAGAGACUGCAUAUUUCGGACUGCGCUACCUGGACCCCUCAAAUCAGCCGCACUGGUUGGACGUGAACAAAAAAGUAGCGAAACAGUUGAAAGGCUCAGAUCUCUUUACGCUUUACUUUGGUGUCAAGUUUUACGCGGUCGACCCGUGCAAGCUGCUCGAAGAAAUCACAAGGUAUCAGUUCUUCCUGCAAGUAAAACAAGACAUUCUCCAAGGUAGAUUGCCUGUGACGUUUGACUUGGCAACUGAACUUGGCGCCUAUGUCAUCCAAUCUGAGCUCGGUGAUUUUGAUCCGCGGCGUCAUUCCCACGGAUAUGUGUCCGAAUUUCAAUUGGUCUCUAAUCAAACGUUCGAGCUGGAGAGCAGAAUAUCGGAUCUACACAAGGGUUUAAUUGGACAAAUUCCAGCAGUCGCCGAGUUGAAUUACUUGGAAAAAGUCAAAUGUUUGGAUAUGUACGGUGUGGAUCUUCAUCCAGUGCUGGGUGAAGACAAUGUUGAGUACUUUCUUGGACUCACGCCUAGUGGAAUAAUAGUGCUUAGAAAUAAAACCAAAGUGGGCAAUUAUUUAUGGCCCAGGAUUACCAAAGUUUACUUCAAAGUGAGAUACUUCAUGCUGCGGGUGUGCGAUAAAAAUAACGAAGAAACAACGUACGGUUUUGAGACUCCCUCUAAGCAAGCGUGCAAACAUUUGUGGAAGUGCUGUGUCGAGCAUCAUGCCUUCUUUAGACUUUUGCAAGUAACGCCGGCCUCUUCAGAUAAUUUAUUCUCGUCCAGAUUUAGAUACAGUGGCCGGACGGAAAAGCAAGCGCAGUUGGACGCGCAAAUGAGAAUCAGGAGCCCGCCCCAAUUUUCCCGAACCCCUAGCAGAAGACACCAAAGAAGAGUCGUCGAGGGAGCUCAAGAAUGUCCGAAAAUCGUCGAUGAAAACUUGAAGCAGGAAAUGAUGCUCCUCAAUACCAAAAUUAUUUCGAUACCACAACCUGUUUGUGCACCUGAAAUGCACAGCACCUCCAUGCCCAACGGGUCAGACUCGCCCAAGUCGACGAGAAGCGCGCCAUGGACCAAACCAAGAGGACUAUACACUGGAUCUGCGAGUCCCAGGUCGGUGCGUUCUGCGGGCCACAGACCCAUGUUCCAAAACUACCACCGACGCUCGGACAGCGUUGAAAGUCAAACGUCGAUCGACAAAGAAGUCAAAAGGCACAGGAGAAGGAGCAAAAGAGGCUCAGACAAUGAAAGUGAGCACUCAAAGACCUCAGGUCGUUCCCACCGUCACCGGCACCGCAGAGAAUCUGACACGGAGAACGACAGUCAUAGGCACUCCCGCCGGCACAGCAGCAGCAGACACAGGCAUAGUAGUAACUACGAACUGGUCGAUUCGGAAGAAAUGUGGAGGAAGGUGCAGCGGCAGCUGGAUGAGAGCCGCGCGCAAAUUCAUCAAGCCACCGUUAUCAGGGAUUUGGGCUCCACCAGGCAUGCCGCCUACUCAAACGCGAUAGACACUACUUCUGAACCGGCGUACAAUCUUCACAAGAGGAAACAUAGGAAACACAGGUCGAGGUCUCCCUCCAGUAGAAAUGCGGCGUUGCCGGAGGAAAUAAAGCGGCAGCUUGAGUUCGACCUGGUGGACACAGAAGGCAUGCCGGAGGACAGGCUGCGCGAGAUCGAUUACAAAGUGGUGGAAACGAGGUCAAAAUCAUUAAAACCCAAGAUUUCCGCAGCCACGAAUAAGCACCGCCAUCGCUCGCCGCGGAGCGUGAAUGGCAUGGGCAAAGAACAGCCACCUGACAAUGGUGACAGUCCUCCUCCCCCAUACUCUCCCCCUCAGAAUGCAAAUAGCAAUGGUUCGGAGGAGAAUGUGCGAUUAAAUAGCGGUCUUUCCUUCUCUCUGGCAUGCGACUCUGACAAUGUUAUUAACAACAAUUCCGCUCCAAGACUGGAUGCCGACGAAAACUACAGCUUGCCGCCGUACGAAACCUCUUACAGACCCCCAUACCUCAAUUCUUCCAUAAAUUAUAACGCACCCAGUUCACUCAGCUUGCCGAACGGCAACUUGAAAAUAGGAGCAAGGCAGCAACACAACAGUCUCGACAACAACUUCAACCCGGCCGCGGACGUGAACAGCUCUUAUAGACUCGACGACAACGCGAGAUAUCGACAGAGCCCAAUGUCAAACGUCAGUAAUGCACAGCCGUCGCACUCGCGCUUGAAUAUUCUCCGCACUCACGCGGCAAAUUCCCCAUCGUUUCUGCCCUCACCUGUUGGCCCUUACCUCCCUCAUGUGUCGCUGUAUGAAAAAAAUCAAUAUGCAAAGCCGGCACCACGCAGUCCAGAGAGUGUACGCAGCACCCGGUCCACCCCUGCGUCUGUGUGGAUGCGACCCAAACAGCACAUGAAAGAGGCAACAUAUGUCAAGACCGCCGACCAGAAAAUCGAGCCUGAUGACCGCAGCCCCUCCCUCGACCGGUGCUCCAGAAACCGCUCUUCCAGCCUGGAACUCGUGCUGUCGCCCCUGAUCCAAAGUACCAAAGACCACUACAGCAACCAGCAGUUUGAUUCGCAGACCCCUGCUCGAAGUAUAAAAGACAUGGGCCCGCAGUCAUCCGCCGCGCGAUCCUUUGACGGCCCCAGCAAAUUGAUGCCAAAACCCAACAAGCCCGACUUAUCCCACGAGAUGAGCACAGAACUCUAAAUCUUCGCUGUAUUUAUUGUUACACUCAAUCAAACUUCUACCAAUUACCUAGAGCCGGUGUUUUUACUACUUCAGAUAAAAAGUUUCUAAAAUGAGAAGCAAUUAAUGUGUGAUUUUUAUAAUCUAUGUGUAACUUUGUUUUUUAAGGAACUUUAAAUAUAUUUGUCUCUUUUGCUGUCUUUUGGCAAGAGCUAUUUAUUCAAAGAAAACUUUUGACUCAAAAGUUGAUGUGGAUUUUUCUGAAAGCAUUUAAAAAUUCUAUAACAUGUAUGCUAAUAAUUUUAAGUUUUGAUGUAAACCUUUAACUUUUGGCACGUUGUAGAGAAGCGACCCGACUUUUUGUAGCACUCGCGCAACGAUAUUAUAACGAUGAAUUACUCUGAGAUUCUAUAUCAUUCUACGAUUCUUGUGUUCAUGUGCGAGAGAAAAGCUGCGACGUGUGGGGUUGAAAAAUAAACACGACCACUUUUUAAAGCAACAUUUCAUAA
Messenger RNA from Cloeon dipterum, 3757 nucleotides. RefSeq names its product band 4.1-like protein 4. Gene Ontology annotation, cellular component: cytoskeleton. The coding region runs from base 438 to 3269 and encodes 943 amino acids. NCBI's taxonomy places the organism in Eukaryota, Metazoa, Arthropoda, Insecta, Ephemeroptera, Baetidae. The record is from RefSeq and is a predicted model, not a curated record. The transcript is spliced from 22 exons.